CAUAAGCAUCUGGAGAUACGAAGCUGCAAUAGAGCGAGAGAGUGACCAGAGAGAAGAGAAGAUUAAGCUAAGCGAUGGGUGUGGAGAAGCAAGUCAUCAGACCCGGCACUGGUGCCAAACCCGCUCCGGGUCAAACCGUCACUGUCCACUGCACCGGAUUCGGGAAAGGUGGUGAUCUAUCCCAGCAGUUUUGGAGUACCAAGGACGCUGGGCAAAAACCUUUCUCCUUCCAAAUCGGUAAAGGUGCUGUCAUCAAAGGAUGGGAUGAAGGCGUUAUGGGAAUGCAAAUUGGAGAGGUUGCUCGCUUGCGGUGCUCACCGGAUUACGCAUAUGGUCCUGGUGGAUUUCCGGCGUGGGGAAUCCAGCCGAACUCGGUUCUCGACUUCGAAAUCGAAGUACUCAGCGUGCAGUAAUGCUCUCUCUAUUGACAAAAGCGCAACAAAACUUAUGUUAAAUUAUUAAGUGGUGUUAACCCUUUUUAUGUUUAUCGCUUCGGGGAUCUUUGUUCAAACAACACUAUGUGAUGUCACUCUUGUCAGUGCUUGUCUAAACUCGGUGGACAACGUUUUAUCUUAAAUAAAAGACCCCGUUACUCUUGUUUCA
Raphanus sativus (radish) is the source of this 603-nucleotide messenger RNA. Its product is annotated as peptidyl-prolyl cis-trans isomerase FKBP12. The coding region runs from base 75 to 413 and encodes 112 amino acids. The transcript is spliced from 5 exons. Gene Ontology annotation, molecular function: peptidyl-prolyl cis-trans isomerase activity. The record is from RefSeq and is a predicted model, not a curated record. Lineage: Eukaryota; Viridiplantae; Streptophyta; Magnoliopsida; Brassicales; Brassicaceae.